Gastrolobium bilobum is the source of this 581-nucleotide messenger RNA. RefSeq lists its product as uncharacterized. NCBI's taxonomy places the organism in Eukaryota, Viridiplantae, Streptophyta, Magnoliopsida, Fabales, Fabaceae. The transcript has 2 exons. The record is from RefSeq and is a predicted model, not a curated record. Bases 74 to 319 code for a protein of 81 amino acids.
GUAUCGACCUUAACAAAGUGUUUGGAUUUGGAUUCUACGUGUGUGGCAGUGUAACCAGUGUUGAGGGUGAAGGAUGGUGUCUUUUGCAGGGUUACGAAGUUCGUUACCCUUUUCUGGGCUAAUCAGACAGCUUGAGCUAGAGAUGGAAACUGUGGUGAAGGUAUUGCAGCCUGGACCCUUGGGAAUCAUAGAGCAUAAGUUUUCUGCUGAGGAGAUUCAUAAGGCUAAUGCUACGGUCUCUAAAGCAGUGGCCAAUUGGAGAACAAAUGCAAUUUUGGAGGACAAAAAUCAUAUUUUAAAAGACUAUAUUCACAAGUGAAGGAAUUCCUGUUGUGCCCAUAUUAGCAGCUCUUGUAAGUUAGAUAGAACAACUUUGACAAAAUCUCUGAGGAAACUUUUAUUUUGAAAUCUUCCAAAUUUUAGUGCUGCCUUCCAAUUUUAAAUUGAAGGUGCAAAUUACUUUCGUUACUCAUUUGUGAUGAGAUGCUGUGCCUAUUUGUUCAGACUUGUUGAGAUGGAACAUAUUGUAAAUGCUGGUAACUUGAUGAUAAUUUGCAUGACAUGAGUUAAUAAUAUCUGAA